This is a messenger RNA of Dalotia coriaria, 1568 nucleotides long. RefSeq names its product phosphatidylinositol phosphatase PTPRQ-like. The transcript is spliced from 6 exons. The record is from RefSeq and is a predicted model, not a curated record. NCBI's taxonomy places the organism in Eukaryota, Metazoa, Arthropoda, Insecta, Coleoptera, Staphylinidae. The annotation marks the transcript as partial. Gene Ontology annotation, molecular function: protein binding.
UUCCAAACAAAGUUAAGAAUUCACAAGUGAAUGCUUCAUCGCAUAAUACGCUCAGUGUUGUCUGGGAAGAACCCAAUCCUGUUUUGGGAAUUAUUACCAAUUACAUUGUCACGUGGAGGUUUCUUGAUAAAAGAGAUUGUAGAGUUGCAAAUAACACAGCAAAUAUUCAAACAAAAAAUAUAACAACCACGGCAAUUGAACUAGAUGAUCUUAAACCAUAUUCAAUUUAUAAUAUAUCUAUAUCAGCAGUAACUAAAAAAGGUCAAGGUGAUAUUGAGCAUAUUAUAGGAUACACGGAUGAAACUGAUACAAUCGAACUACACUUUUUUAAUUAUAAAAUUACCUCUUCAAAAACUUCGAUACAAAUAGAUACUCACGUUGAUUGUGAAAAUUGGAACGGUCCAACCAUUCUAAGCGCAUAUACUUGCAUAUGGAGUAAGGCAAAAAAAAAUAAUGUGACAAAAGAAAUACAGUAUAAUGAUGUAACUAUUAUAAAAGAUUUACUUCCAUUCACUAAAUACAAAUUAGAAAUCUAUCUGUAUCGGAAUCAUGCAAAUUCAGUUAGUAAUUAUAACAAAUUAUUAUCCUCCUAUGAGAUAACACUAUCAACUGUUCCAAAUCAAGUUCCAUUUGCAGAAGUAUAUAGCUUAUCUGAAACAAGUUUAUCAUUGAGAUGGAGGCCACCUUAUCCACCAACUGGAAUACUGGAUUCAUUUGUAAUAAAAUAUUAUUACACUUUAGGGGAACAUAGCACACCUCGUACAGAUACCAAUUCUUUAAGUGCGUGUAAAAUAUGGAAAAAUAUGUAUUGCACUACAUUAACUAAUCUUACCACAAACAAAAAUUACAUAAUUUCAAUUGCUGGGCGUAACCAGAACAUAUCUGAAAAUGGCUUGGAAACAAUUUUGAACGAAACCACAUUGAUUAAAACCCCCCAAUCUCCACUGAAUUUGUUUGCAAAUUGGAAUGAGUCGCGAUUUCUGGAGUUGCAAUGGCAACACCCCAAUAGAACAAAUGGGCCAUUCUUUGGAUUUAUAAUCCGUGUUAAUGAUCGACAAUAUUUUUACCAAGGACCAGAAAAUAUAACCUAUGCAUACAUGACACCAUUUCAAUGCAAACUGCGAUCCCAUCAUGUUAUACUCUCAAUACAAACAACCAACUCAAAAUUCAAUUCCAUUCUGUUGCCUGAGCAAAUUACUUGUCCAAUUUUUGAACCAUUAUUGAAACAUAAGUCAUUUCUAAGACCAAAUAACAACAACUCCGUGACUAUUUCAGUACCAUGUAUUGAAAAUGCUGAAGCAAUUAGUAAUUUGUAUAUUAUUCUUGUCACCAAUGAACCGGCCUAUGGCGACGAUUGCACAGAUACUUUUGGAAGUAAAUACGAUUCAUUGGUUCCAAUUCAAAAAAACCAAACUUGUUGGAUAAUUGGACACUACGAACAACAUGAAUACAAAGAAAUUGAAGAAACAAAAGCAUAAGGAAAACGCGAAGAAACGUAAUACUAAAGAUUCUAUAUCUACCCAGUUCGAAUUACUCAGAAAAAUCGAAGAUGAGAUAACUGAUGAGGC